CAAAAUCUCAACCGUUUUGUUUACUGCUCAAAGCACAAUACAUAUCGUUUACAGUUUAUAUUCAUUUGAAUUCAACCAAGAUCAAUUUAAUUUGAAUAUUUUACAACAAAAUGAGUUUGAUAGAGGAUAUUGAAGAAUAUUUACCAUAUUUACAUGAGGAAAAUCGACUAAAAACUUACAAAACUUGGGUUUUUAGCAAAAAUAAGCCUUGCAAUGUUGAUAAAAUGGCAGAGGCAGGAUUUAUCUUUAUUGGCAACAAGCAAGAACCAGACGCUGUCAAAUGUUUUUUCUGUUGGAAAAAUCUAGACGGCUGGGAAGAAUCAGACAAUCCUUGGAAGGAACACCUAAAGCAUGCACCUGUGUGUUCAUUUGCAAAACUUCAACAAGCACAAACCAAUAUUACAUUAAAACAAUUCAUCGAUCUAAGACACGAGUUGCUGUCCAAAAUCGUAAAGUACUAUAAAGACAUAGAGAUUUCUGAGUUAACUAGCAUUGUAAAGAAAGUUGAAUCACGGUUAAAAAAAUAACUUGUUGACUUUUAUAUCCAGAAAUAUGAAUUAUUUAUAUUUGUAAAGACAUCGUACAGAUUAGAUGUUUCAGUAAAGACAGCUACAAAUGAUGGAUGACAUAACGAAAUAUUGGUGUUUGGCAGUGUUGCCAUAUGUGCUUAUAAUAAAUCGGGAAAGAGCAGAUGUAUAUUAAUCCGUUUAACCAUGUAAAAUAUAUAGCAGUUAUUAGUUAAAUUUAAGAUUAAGUUUUAGGUAGGUAUUUAUUAACGGGAUAAACCCAAUACAUACAAAAUACAAUAAAGCAGAGCUUUUGUCAUAAUAAUGAAAAUAUAAAAUUUAGAUACAUGUAAAACUACAACUAUAAAACACAAACAUAAAAAAUAAAAAAGAAUAUAAAUUAUUUGUACAUGAUGAAAACAACUGAAUUAACUAUAACAGUUAAAUCUAUUUAAUUUUUUAAAUUCAAAAUUCAAGACGCCCGAGUUCUUGUUUAAUAGAGGAAACUGAAGAACCAAACAGAUCUAUUACAUGACUAAACUUGUUUCCAUACAGGGCCAAUCUACUAAUUGGUGCAUAUUGACCAUAAUUUGUAGCAUGUCGUUGUUCCCUGAAUAUUUGUGGAUUUCGUGUCAAUCUAGCAGGUAUAUUAAAGUAUACAAGACUUAUCAAUUCUUCGGAGUUAAUAACACCAGAGAUAAUUUUGCGAAGACAACAAAUAUCCAACAUGACUCUUCUGCGUUCAAGAGUUUGUAAAUUUAAUCUCUUUAAUAUAUUAUCAUAAGUAUAAUUUCUAACUGUUAAACCCAUCUUAAAAGCUGCGAAACGUAAAAAUUUGUUUUGAACCUUUUCAAUAUUUAGGAUUUGAUAUGCAUAACUAGGUGACCAGAUAAUAGAACCAUAUUCAAUAAUUGAUCUCAUGAUACUGCAAUAUAAGAUUUUUAUUGUGUGAAUUGACAAAUCUUUUGAUGAACGCAAUACAAAACCCAACAUCUUAAAUGCUUUCGAAACAGUAUGGUCAAUGUGAGAGUAAAAUGUUAAUUUACAAUCAAAUAUUAUACCCAAAUCCCGAAUUUCGUUCACACGUGUGACAGGAGUAUUAUUAAUAAAAUAUUGAUGGUGAAUAGGCGAAUGGGAUCUAGCAAAAGUUAUUAAAAAGCAUUUAUUAAUAUUAAGUUCCAUAUCAUUUCUACCACACCACUCAUAAAAAUCAUUUACUUGUGACUGAAGCUGAAAAAUGUUAUCCUCAUUAUUGACAGUCUUAUACAUUUUAACAUCAUCAGCAAACAUUAAAAAGUUAACUUCCUUAAAAAUAGAGUGAACAUCAUUCAAGAACAGAUUAAAUAGAAGGGGGCCACAGUGGGAACCUUGCGGUACUCCAGAUGUAGCUGUAAAAGCAUUAGAAAGAAAACAUCCUAUUUUUACACUUAAACUUCGAUUAGUCAGGUAACUUUGCAUCCAAUCAAAGAGACUUCCAGAAACACCGUAUGCUGUAAGUUUUGCAAGUAAGAUAUUAUGAUUGACCUUAUCGAAUGCUUUAGAAAAAUCAGUAUAGAUGGAAUCUACUUGUAAUUUGUUCUCCAAAGCAAUAACAAUGUCAUUCUGAUAAAGAAGUAAAUUAGUUACUGUAGAUUUACCCUGUACAAAACCGUGUUGUUCAUUCACCAGAAUACUGCCGAAUUCACAAGUAAGCUGCUUAGUAACUAAAUAAUCUAAUAAUUUUGGAACUGCUGAUAUAGUACAAACUGCUCUGUAGUUUUCCACAUUUGACUUUGAACCAGAUUUAAAUAUAGGUUUUACGUAACUUCGUUUCCAGCAAUCAGGGAAAACCCCUUCUUGCAAAGAUUUAUUAAAGAGUAUACACAAUGGCUUAGAUAUAGUACAAACACAUUGUUUUAAUAGAUAGUUAGGAAUGCCAUCAGGGCCAAAAUUUAGUUUAGGAGCCAAAUUGUGAAUACUCUCAAAAAUAGUAUUUAUGUUAAAAGAGCAUGAACUCAUGUUACCAGAAUUUUCAAAUUGAUAUUGUGGGGGGGUAGUAUUAUGGUCAGUGAACACUGUAGAAAAAAAUUUGGCAAAUAAAUUCACAGCUUCCUCCCCAGAACUACUUUGAUCAUCUCCUAAAUAUAAAUGGCAAGGUACAUCAUAAUUUUUUUUGCGACUGUUUAUAUAUUUCCAAAAAGUGCCUGGGUCAUUAUUAAUUCUAAAUUCAGAAUCUCUAACAUAUAAAUUAUAACAAUCUUUACUCAGUGUACUACAUUCAGAUCGUAAGUUACGAAAAAUAAUAAAAUCAUCAUAAUUGUUGAACAUCUUUUCCGACAAGAAAAAGUUCAUACCAAUAUAAUCACCGUUUUUAAAAUCAUAAUAUGACUCUGCGUACUUUAAAGGAUCACUGUUAUUUAUUAUAUUAACAUCAAAUGUUACACCAUUGUGGUUAAGGGAGUUAGGAAAAAUUAAAUCAGCAGCAUUUACAACACUCAACUCGUUACAAUUAGAAAAGAUUAAGUCUAAAAUUACAUUUCUACUAUUGGACACAAAAUUAUUUUGAAAAAGGUUGUAAAAACUAUAGCAAUUGACCAUAUGUAAAGCUGGUGAAUUUGGUGGAUAGUUCAAUAAACUAACUCCUAAAUUAUCGUUUGUCCACGUAACAUUCGGAAGAUUAAAGUCACCAGAAAUAAAAACCUUAGAGUAGUUAUUGUUCAUUAAUAUAAAAUCAAGGACAUUACAAUGAUCUUCGUAUAUUUCAUGAUCAGACCGUGGCGGUAUGUACACAGAGCCAAAAAUAACUUUCUCUGUUCCAAUAUUAACUAGUACAAAAAUUUGUUCAACUUUAGUAUGAGGUAUAGAUAGAGCAAAACUGUUAAACUUUUUCUUAACGGCUAUAAGGACACCGCCACCUCUUCCCUUAUCUUUAAAAUGAUCAAAAUUAUCACGAUCUGCUCGAAAGAUAUUAUAAUCAGAAUCCAAGCCCAAUUCUGAAUCAGAAUAGCUAUUUGUCAACCAUGUUUCAACAAGUAUAAUAACAUCAUAACUCGAACAUAAUACACUUAGACUAAAAUCUAUCAACUUCGUACGCAUGCCUCCCACAUUAUGAAAACAAACAGAUAGCUUUGAAUGAUUUAAAUUAGAUUUAUCCCUACAGAUUAGUUUUUUUCUUUAAUAGGUAAAAUUUUAGGAAUUCCAUGUACAUACUUGAUAGUCAGAUUUGUUUCACCAGCACUUUUUUUUAUUUCCAGUUCCUUCCUAAGUUCAUUUAAAUAAUUUCGCUGACUGAUAGUAAGAUCGGAGCUAACUCUAAUAUUUGAAGGUAAUUGACUUCGGUUUUUUAGUACACGAAUAACACUAGCAGAACUGUCCAGAAUUGCUUUAAUUGGUCGAGGCCUAUUUCCUUGCUUUCCAACACGAAACAACUUUUUUAUGGAUACUUCAGUAAAACCUGAAAGUAAUUCUUCAACUGUUUUUAAAUCUUCGGCAGAUUCGUGAACAUUGAACAACAUAAGGUUAUUUUCACGUUUACGACGUUCACUAUAUUCACUUAUAAACGAUUCAUAAUGAUUACCAGUGUCAGUUGAUUUCACAUGAUCAGAAUUUGAAACAGUUAAUUUGGAACUUUGAGUUACUUUAUCAGCUUCGUAAAUCUCCAUUCUUAGUAUCCUUUGCUCUAAAGUUGUGAUUUUGCAAUUAAGGCUUGAUGAGAAAUUUUGGAGUUCUAAUUCCAGAUCAUUAACUUUUUUUAUAAGGGCAGGUAUGUUUAAAGCAUCCCUACAUGAAGGGCAAAAGAAAGGCAUUAUUCUAUUAGACAUAACUACAACUCUUACUUCAGAAGCUGAUAAGCCAGAGCAAGAUUUACAAAUUACUCUUUUGCAUAAAUCACAUGGGCAUCCAAACAUCUCAUUUUUGACUUCUUUAUAAUUACAUGAAGUCUGACACUUAUAACAUAUUCCAGCCAUUUUUAAGUUUUAACAAUUAGAUCCUUUGUUGAAUUCAAAGAACACUCCACCACUGGUCACCAAAACACAUUAACUUUUUAAGUGGAAAAAAGUCUCUUUUUAUCAACAACUAAUUACAUUUUGGUGUUAAAUGCAAUUUUACAACUAAACCAUUAAAUUUAUUAUUGUAACUUUAUAAUUUUCAAUUAGAUAAAUCCUUAAGGAUUAUUUUGAUGCAAAACUUCGGUAUUUUUUCUAAUUUAAAACCACUUAAAAAUUGAUAAAUUCUAAGAGCACAUUUACUGUGUAUCUAAACUGGUAUAACGUUUUUGUUAACGUGAGCUUCGUUGCAAACAACUUUUCAUAAUAACAAUUUUUAAUAUUGUGAAAAAUAAAGCUACUUUACUCUUGAGCGAAAUUCAUAUUUUUGACAUACCUCGUAUAAUAUUCAUAAAAUUUGAUAUCUGAUGAUGGAAUCUUAGGUUUUAGACCAUGAAGAGUUUUUUAUGAAGAAUAACUUUUUUUCGUAAAAUUAAUAAUAAAAAAGUUUUCCAUAUGUUUCCAACUUACAGGGACAUACUGUAUAACCAUGGUAAAAUAAAAAUUUUUAAUGUUUAUGUUGAAAUACUAAAAUUUUAGUACAUAUAGGUAAAUAUGCAUAGAGAUGCAAUGUGGCAACUGGUGCUUUGAGGGUUCUGAUUACCAAAUCUAUCUGCUAAUCUAUCAAAGAGCAAUUGCCAAAAAAAAUGUAUAUUUAAAGAAUAUAACAUAUAUACAUUAUAAGAACAUGGCAGCACUGCCAAACGCGAAUAUUUCGUUUGUGAACAUUCUUUGUGGCUAUCUUCACCAGAGCUUUAUCUGUACAAUGACUUUUUUGUACCAUGGGCCCAUAAUAGCAAAACUUUUGUGUGCAUGGGGUUACUGGAAGCACAAUGCAUAACUUAUUGUGAAUAUUGUGUUUGUUAAACAUACUUUGAAGCAAUCUUUUGGCAGUAAUUCUCAAAAAUCUUUCAAAGAGACUGCUGUGAUGGGUAUUGUUCAAAUUGCUCACUUACCUUUAGAAUUUGUAAAGUUGUAACUAACAUAUUUUCAAUAAUGAUAAUAUUAAACUAUUUUUACUA
Diabrotica virgifera virgifera (western corn rootworm) is the source of this 5553-nucleotide messenger RNA. Its product is annotated as baculoviral IAP repeat-containing protein 5. NCBI's taxonomy places the organism in Eukaryota, Metazoa, Arthropoda, Insecta, Coleoptera, Chrysomelidae. The transcript is spliced from 3 exons. The record is from RefSeq and is a predicted model, not a curated record. Bases 111 to 527 code for a protein of 138 amino acids.